Amblyraja radiata (thorny skate) is the source of this 809-nucleotide messenger RNA. RefSeq names its product nuclear receptor subfamily 5 group A member 2-like. Gene Ontology annotation, biological process: tissue development; hormone-mediated signaling pathway; regulation of transcription by RNA polymerase II. The record is from RefSeq and is a predicted model, not a curated record. Gene Ontology annotation, cellular component: RNA polymerase II transcription regulator complex. The transcript is spliced from 4 exons. The coding region runs from base 1 to 543 and encodes 180 amino acids. Lineage: Eukaryota; Metazoa; Chordata; Chondrichthyes; Rajiformes; Rajidae. Gene Ontology annotation, molecular function: RNA polymerase II cis-regulatory region sequence-specific DNA binding; nuclear receptor activity.
AUGGUGUUUCGACAGAGCGGCCAAUUGGUUGACGACCAAAUGAAACUACUUCAGAACUGCUGGAGUGAGCUUUUAAUCCUGGAUCACAUUUACAGGCAAGUGGCACAUUGGAAAGAAGGUGCCAUCCUCCUGGUGACUGGGCAGCAGGUGGAUUUCUCCGUGAUUGCCUCACAAGCCGGGAGCACUCUGAAUAAUCUCAUGAGCCACGCUCAGGAGCUUGUAGUGAAACUCCGCACACUACAGCUCGACCAGCGAGAGUUUGUGUGCCUCAAGUUCCUGGUGCUCUUCAGCCUUGAUGUGAAAAACCUGGAGAACUACCACCUGGUUGAAAGUGUACAGGAGCAGGUUAAUGCCGCACUGCUGGACUACACGAUAUGUAAUUAUCCACAACAAACAAACAAGUUUGGGCAGGUGCUGCUACGACUACCUGAGAUCCGAGCGGUCAGCAUGCAGGCUGAAGAAUACCUCUACUACAAGCACCUGAAUGGAGAUGUACCCUGCAACAACCUUCUCAUUGAAAUGCUGCAUGCCAAACGAGCAUAGGCUGCAAGGCCAGAGCCUCUGCACCUCCAACAAGCCUUCUGGGCUGCACCAUGCAAUCGUAACUUUAAAUGGGGAAGCAGAAGAAAUGUUUCAGUGCACUGUGUGGCAAGGAGACAACACAACGAGAUCUGUUCGUCAUUAGGCAUGGGAUGGAUCAGGCUCUUGCCUUGGAAUCUGAUCCAGGGAUCCCGUCACACCUUCAAUGCAUCUCCCCCCCCCCCCCCCCACCACAGCCCCCCCACCCCACCAACUCUCCCCAUGUCCCC